This is a messenger RNA of Pyrgilauda ruficollis (rufous-necked snowfinch), 2611 nucleotides long. RefSeq names its product myotubularin 1 (gene MTM1). The coding region runs from base 227 to 2020 and encodes 597 amino acids. Gene Ontology annotation, molecular function: phosphatidylinositol-3,5-bisphosphate 3-phosphatase activity. The record is from RefSeq and is a predicted model, not a curated record. Gene Ontology annotation, biological process: mitochondrion distribution; muscle cell cellular homeostasis; negative regulation of autophagosome assembly. The transcript is spliced from 17 exons. NCBI's taxonomy places the organism in Eukaryota, Metazoa, Chordata, Aves, Passeriformes, Passeridae. Gene Ontology annotation, cellular component: plasma membrane.
CGCGGACCCGUCACGUGAGCGCCGCGUUCGGGCCCGCGGCGGCGGCGGCUGCACGGGAAGUGUCGGGGCCAGCUACAGCACAAAAACCAAAUGUUGCUGUAAAGUUGAAGGAAUGAACACAAGUUUCCUGACAUCUGACACUGAAGUGUGCAUCUAUGCUUUAUACAACUGAAAUGACUGGUUGAAGCUGGAGACUUCUGAGCAAGAGAGAACAAAAAUACCCGGCAUGGCCUCAUCAUCAACACCUAAAUAUAAUUCAAACUCCUUGGAGAACUCCUCAAGUAAACAGACUCUAAAAGAUGGAGCUAAUUGGGAGCAAAAUGAAGAAAUACCUCGUCUGCCAGGGGAGACCAGGGUUACAGACAAAGAUGUCAUUUAUAUGUGUCCAUUUAAUGGCCCCGUUAAAGGAAGAGUGUACAUCACGAACUACAGGCUGUACCUAAGAAGUGUGGAAAAUGAUCCGGUUGUGAUAUUGAAUGUUCCAUUGGGUGUAAUUUCAAGGAUUGAAAAAAUGGGAGGAGCUUCAAGCAGAGGAGAGAACUCUUAUGGAUUAGAUAUAACCUGUAAAGAUAUGAGGAAUUUACGGUUUGCAUUAAAACAAGAAGGGCACAGUAGAAGAGAUAUAUUUGAAGUCCUCACAAAAUAUGCUUUUCCCCAGUCACAUAACUUGCCUUUUUUUGCCUUUGUAAAUGAAGAAAAGUUUCCUGAAAAUGGGUGGAUGGUGUACAACCCGAUGUCUGAAUACAGGAGACAGGGGCUGCCUAACGAGCGGUGGCGGGUGACUUUCAUUAACGAGCAUUACGGGCUGUGUGACACGUACCCGUCGCUCUUGGUCGUGCCGUACAACGCAACAGAUGAUGAUCUCAAGAAAGUUGCUGCCUUUAGGUCCCGAAAUAGAAUCCCAGUCCUCUCAUGGAUUCAUCCAGAGACCCAAGCUGUAAUCAUGCGCUGCAGUCAGCCCCUGGUUGGAAUGAGCGGCAAGCGGAACAAAGAUGAUGAAAGAUACCUUGAUAUCAUCAGGGAGGCCAACGGGCAGGUCUCCAAACUGACCAUCUAUGAUGCAAGGCCCAAUGUCAAUGCCGUUGCAAACAAGGCAACUGGGGGAGGAUAUGAAGGUGAAGAUGCAUAUCCCAAUGCAGAACUUUCCUUCUUGGACAUUCAUAAUAUUCAUGUCAUGCGGGAAUCUUUGAAGAAGCUGAAGGACAUUGUUUUUCCUAAUGUGGAAGAAUCACACUGGUUGUCAAGUCUGGAAUCAACCCAUUGGUUAGAACAUAUAAAGCUCGUUCUGACAGGAGCCAUUCAGGUGGCAGACAAGGUGUCGUCGGGCCGGAGCUCGGUGCUGGUUCACUGCAGCGACGGCUGGGACCGCACGGCUCAGCUCACCUCCCUGGCCAUGCUCAUGCUGGACAGCUACUACAGAACCAUCGAAGGCUUUGAAGUUCUGGUGCAAAAAGAGUGGAUAAGCUUUGGACACAAGUUUGCAUCGAGAAUAGGCCACGGUGAUAAAAACCAUGCUGAUACAGACAGAUCACCCAUCUUUCUCCAGUUUAUUGAUUGUGUGUGGCAGAUGUCUAAACAGUUUCCUACGGCCUUUGAAUUCAAUGAGCAGUUCCUGAUUACAAUCCUGGAUCACUUGUACAGCUGCCGGUUUGGCACUUUCUUGUAUAACAGCGAGUUCCUCAGAGAAAAAGAGAAAGUGACUGAGAAAACGUUAUCGUUAUGGUCCUUGAUAAACAGUGAAAAAUCUAAAUACACCAAUACUUUUUAUAGCAAAGAGCUAAAUCGAGCACUCUAUCCAGUAGCCAGCAUGCGGCAUUUAGAGCUCUGGGUUAAUUACUACAUCAGGUGGAACCCCAGGAUUCGGCAGCAAGAAGUGGUGGCUGAUUUUACUGAGUUAGGACAAACAAUUUUGUGCAGAGAUGGACUUUGGGGGAGACAGCUGGAAGGCAGAGGGCUCUCAGGUUACAGCACAGCCAAACCCCGUGGAGCAGCGUUACAUGGAGCUCCUUGCGCUGCGUGAUGAUUAUAUCAGGAGACUUGAAGAGCUUCAGAUCACAAAUAAUUCUAAGAUAUCCAAUUCAUCAGCCUCAUCAACAUCUCCCUCACAAAUGGUGUCCCAAGUGCAAACACAUUUUUGAAGAAAAUGUUGGCUUCUUAUACUGUAAUAGCAAGUGGUGCUUAACAUAGAUUAUAAAGAGGAAUAUUCUAAUGCCUUACACUAGACUGUCCUAACACAAAUUAUUUUAGACUGUCUUCAUUUGAGGAGGACUUCAAAACAAACCCAGCUCUUCGAUUAUGUGCCUUUCAGAACUUGUGGACUGGGAACAUUAUUAAUCAACUCAUAGCUAUGGAGGGCUUUAAGAGUUGUUUUGGUAGGUCUGGUACAAUUGAAAUGAAAUUGAUUUAUUGUUUUCAUAAGAAUGCUUUAAUUUAUUACAUUUUAGGUCAUGUUUCUCUAAGGAAGUUCAUGCUUAGUCUUACAUGUCAUGAAAAAACACAAUAAUGGCAAUAGGAAUAUUGACAUUGUAUAAAAUUAGGUAUGUCUGUAUUCCUGUUAGGAGUACAUUCAUGGAGUUCAUGAGAGAAAAAUAAAUUAUAUUGCAAGAUGUCA